Molecule: messenger RNA, 1993 nt
Organism: Orbicella faveolata
Lineage: Eukaryota; Metazoa; Cnidaria; Anthozoa; Scleractinia; Merulinidae
Product: glutamate receptor ionotropic, NMDA 2B-like
Cellular component (GO): membrane
Molecular function (GO): ligand-gated monoatomic ion channel activity
Source: RefSeq, a predicted model, not a curated record
AUGGAAGUGCUGCUCAAAAGAUUUCUUUUGCAGGAAGGUGCCUUAUAUCUGUCAAUGCUUCCGACAGAUGCUUUACAAGCCACUGUCAUCAAGGAAUUGAUGCUAGAAUUCGAGGAAAGUCGGUUCGCUUGUAUCACAACUGAAACAUCACGGAACGAUGCCCUGUUUUCUAAUCUCGCCCACUACACGGUAAACAAUGGCCGACAAGCGGCCUCACCAAGGUGCAUUAUUCUCAGAGAAGACAAUCUGAUGGAAAAACUCAGCGCUGGAUUAGCAGCCAUCAGUGCAAGCGGCGUGCGGGUGCUCGUUGUACACUGUAAGAGCAAUGAGAGUACUGCCAUAAUAGCGCUCGCGAGAAAAUUCAGGUUUAAAUUGCUGGGACAAGAUUUUGUGUGGAUUUUCACUGAUAAAGCUGUUACUGCGGACGCAAGUUCUUUUCCCGAAGGCUCAUUUGGCAUAGAAAUCGCUCAAGGGAUUGGAAAUGCCAGUAUGUUAACGUUAUACAAAAGACUGUUAGAAGACUCGGUGAAACUAUUUGCCAACGGUUUGAUGAACGCGGUCACUGGCUUAACGCACAGAACAAAGUUGGAACGUCUGAAGGGGGAGCUUUUUACCACUCACAAAAGGCAGAUUUACAGGGAAAUGGUAUGUCAGAGUUUCCCUGGCCAAACGGGACCAGUCCAAUUCAGUCGCAACGGGGAACGAACCUCAUUCAGAUUUACCAUCGUCAAGGCCGUGCGACAGCACGAAGAGGCACAAGUUUGGCACGUCAUGGGACAUGCUUGUCCAGAAUGGAUCCAUGAUGACGGCCCACAUAAUCUAAAGGCCUUCUUACCAAAGGACCUACCCAAGCCGCGCCACUUGAGAAUAGUGACCAUUAAACACGAGCCUUUCACAGCGAUCCACGACGUCUAUUACAGCAGUAGACUGGGUACGAGUUGUCCGGCUAACACAGUCCCUUGUAGAGAGUUCAAUAACGGCAGCCACACUUCCUCAAACACGGCUCACGGAGGAUUGUGGAAACAAAGCGAAGGUGCCUCGAAAAUCCUGUGCUGUUACGGUGUUAUGAUCGACAUUUUGUUAAAAAUCUUAGAAACUGAAGAGUUCUCGUUCGAUCUUUACCUAGUCAAGGAUGGAAAAUAUGGAUCCCUGGACCCGGACACCAAACAAAUGAACGGAAUGAUCGGCGAUGUUUACCGAGGAUUUGCCGAUCUUGCUCUCGCAGUGAUUACGAUCACCGAAGAGCGUUCGGAGUACGUCGGUUUCACGACUCCUUACAUCGGAACUUCGCUGAAGUUCCUGGUCAAGCGGUUUAAAUCGAGGCCUAGAAAUUUUGCGCAAACAAUAAGCGACAUGCGACUUAUGAAAUCCUUUAGCAUGGAGUUGUGGUUUACAUGUUUAGCAGCUUUCUGUGCCAUUGCAAUAACCGUAUGGGGAAUAGAGAAAGUGUAUUAUUACAGGGAACAUAGAAGUCCGUAUCUUUUACCCUUCGAAUUCGUGGCUUACGUUUACGGUAACAUAUUUCAUGUACCACUCACGAAAAUUCAGGCCAAGACUUACUCCGUUCCUGUUGUGAUGGUAGUAGCGAACUUUGCAGCCCUAGUGUUAGUGAGCUCGUACACGGCCAACUUACUGGCUUCUCUCAUCACUGUGGAAGACAUCACUGUCGUAUCAGGCAUCGGGGACGAAAAGGUAAGUUCGGUAUAUUCAGUUUGUGACUGUUAAAAGUUGAAUACUUUGUCUACAUUUUCUUUUUGAUUGUUUCCAAUUAUCCACAAAGGAAAGCGCCCUCCUACCGAAAGAGAGACUUCUUUUCUAAACGUUAGAUUAAUUCUACAGGCAUGCAAUCAAAGAAUAUUCCUAGUCGGUUAGAACAUAAUCAGUUUUAACAGCUAUAACUGACGUGUCAAUAUAGUGAAACUGAAAGAACUGCUAGCACGGCAUACCUCAGUGAUACUUACAUUAGUUUAACGCUGGUAGCUCCAAUAACGAA